This is a messenger RNA of Folsomia candida, 1012 nucleotides long. Its product is annotated as chromatin complexes subunit BAP18. Lineage: Eukaryota; Metazoa; Arthropoda; Collembola; Entomobryomorpha; Isotomidae. The transcript has 4 exons. The record is from RefSeq and is a predicted model, not a curated record. Gene Ontology annotation, cellular component: NURF complex; MLL1 complex. The coding region runs from base 301 to 816 and encodes 171 amino acids.
CCCAGCUCAUUUCGAGUGGCGGCUGUAUUGUUAUCCUGCUCAGUUAAAUAGACCGAAUUAUUGUCAACUGUUCGGCGUCACUUAAAAAAUCGGGAUAAAUAAAGCCAAUAAGAGACACAAAGUAAGAGAGGUUAUCCAACUUAUUGUUAUCCAAGUUCGGGAAUGGUAGUAACUUUGGGGUGGUUAGCGUAGGACAAAAGCAACCCGCGAUCCAGAGGCAACUCAACUUACUUACGGCACACAUUUAGUUAAUUCUACGCGCUACUCAUUUCUGUUUAGUUUUAAAGUCUUGGAGUGAAAAUGUCUUCAGUUAAUAAUCAUGCAACGAAGGUCGGCGAAAUAUUCACUGCGGCAGGAAUGGCUUUCAGUAAAUUGGGGGAGCUGACGAUGCAACUUCAUGCACCGUUGGAUUCAUCUGGAGGAUCAAUAUGGACGGACGAAGAAAUGGAAAUGAUGCGCUCUUGUAUUUCAAAAUUUGGAGAAGAAUUGGACGUUAUUUGUGAACGCGUCAAGUCUCGUAGCGCGUCACGCCGCCGAGCAACUUUGAAAAAGAAAACCUAUGAAGAGAUGGGAUUACCGUUACAGGGAACCCCACCAUCUGCAAUUGUGGUCAACUCAGUAAUGGGCAUCACUGCGUCGUCGUCUCCAUUACGGAAAGUGGUUGCAGCUAGUACACCCAUUCAACAGAAACCAAUCACCCCGACGUCCAUGAAGAAAAACUCUGAAGUUACUCUCAAUAUGUUGAACGCUUCCGAUGGCGAUGUGGAGAAUUUGAAUGCGAGACUCGACUUUGAUCCACCUUCAGUAUCGUCUUAAAGUAGCUUAAAAACAUGUCCUUAUAUUGUAUGUACAAUAUUACUCGUAUUUUUUGAAAAAAUAUAGCGUGUAAGCCUAACUGGUAUUUGUCUUUUAUAUAUAUGUUAUUGUUGGCGUAAAUGUUGUUAUCCUCGUCACGUAUGUAAAAGUUGCGUUCAACUCAUUGAGUUGAGAAAUAAAACAGUAUAUAGAAGUA